AUGCUCAUCGCUUCUAACUACUCAGUCAACCUUUCAGACCUGGCGCUCGGCUCCGACCUCCCCCCCAGCCCCUUCAGCCUCGCCCAAAAGAUAGUCAUCGCAUUCUUCGCCAGCGUACUCUCCGUACUCACCGUCGUCGGCAACUCCAUGGUCAUGAUCUCUUUCAAGAUCGACAAGCAGCUACAAACCAUCAGCAACUAUUUCCUAUUCUCCCUCGCCGUCGCGGACUUCGCCGUCGGCUUGAUAUCAAUGCCCCUGUACACCAUGUUCACGAUAUACGGCUACUGGCCGCUGGGACCCCACAUUUGCGACACCUGGCUCGCGCUAGACUACCUUGCCUCCAACGCAUCGGUCCUCAACCUUUUGAUAAUAAGUUUUGAUAGGUAUUUUAGUGUGACAAGACCGCUUACGUACAGAGCGAAAAGGACUACACGCCGUGCGACUGUGAUGAUAGGGGGAGCGUGGGGAUUCAGUUUGAUACUAUGGCCGCCAUGGAUCUACGCGUGGCCGUACAUCGAUGGCGAGAGGAAGGUGCCUGAGCGAGAGUGCUACAUACAGUUUAUAGAGACCAAUCAGUUUAUUACGUUUGGGACGGCAAUCGCCGCGUUCUAUGUGCCAGUGACAGUUAUGUGUUUUUUGUACUAUAAGAUAUGGAGGGAGACAAAGAAAAGACAGAAGGACCUGCCUAAUCUGCAGGGGGGGAAGAAGCAUGAUUCGUCGAAGAGGUCCAAUUCCAGUGACGAAACGAGGGAAGCGGAUGGACGUGCGCGCUCGGAGUCAGGGGAUGCUGAUUCAGUUUACCACGUGCGAGGCGCACUGCAUGACAAUCGGUGGAGGGACCAACAGGCCUGUUCGUAUCGUCAGCAGAAGCGCGGUUGGGCAGCUGUGAGGGACUGGUGCGUGGCGUGGUGGCACUCCGGGAGGGAAGACCUCGAAGAUACGGAGCCUGAGGAGGAACCCUCCGACCCGGGGUACGGUACUCCUGUAUCUGUGGAGACGCCGCUGCAGAGUUCUGUGUCAAGGUGUACGUCCCUGAAUGUCAUCAGAGAUCCAUACGCUGGUCGCGGGGGCUCCUGUGGCUCUAGCGUGGCUGAUGGAGGAUCAUCACCCUUGCGACGAAACUGUGAACCCCUUCCAGCCGCAAGAGAAAGUCGCUCUCUUCCCCCAAACACUAGAAUAAACGCCUCUACCUCACCCGCUCCGAAGUCAGCGUCCGCUGACUCCGUUUACACGAUCCUGAUCAGAUUACCCGACGCUGACUCAGAAAGACCUACUAUAAAAAUGAUCACGGAGGAAUCACCACCGAAUGCGAGAUCGCAUUAUCGCCCACCUGCUCGAGGAGACUCCGAACUAAACCUACAUCCAGCAGGACACCCGGCUUUAACGAGAAGGACGUCACAUAUACAAGACGUUAGAAUACCGCUAAACGCUAAAAUAAUCCCGAAGCAAUUAGCCGGUAAAUGCAUAACCUCGAAACAACCAAAGAAAAAGAAGACUCAGGAGAAGAAACAAGAAACGAAAGCGGCGAAAACGCUCUCAGCUAUUCUCCUCUCGUUCAUUAUCACUUGGACGCCUUACAACAUUCUUGUACUACUUAAACCUUUUACUGCUCGGAUAUAUAUACCGGAAGAACUUUGGUCCUUUUUCUACGCCCUGUGUUACAUUAACUCUACAAUAAACCCUGUAUGCUAUGCUCUGUGCAACGCCACUUUUAGGAAAACAUAUGUCAGAAUUUUGACUUGUAAGUGGCAUAACAGAAAUAGGGAAGCUAUGACUAGAGGUGUGUAUAAUUAG
Messenger RNA from Pararge aegeria (speckled wood butterfly), 1794 nucleotides. It is a transcript of the gene mAChR-A, whose product is annotated as muscarinic acetylcholine receptor DM1. Gene Ontology annotation, molecular function: G protein-coupled acetylcholine receptor activity; G protein-coupled serotonin receptor activity. The record is from RefSeq and is a predicted model, not a curated record. Gene Ontology annotation, biological process: chemical synaptic transmission; adenylate cyclase-inhibiting G protein-coupled acetylcholine receptor signaling pathway; G protein-coupled receptor signaling pathway, coupled to cyclic nucleotide second messenger. Bases 1 to 1794 code for a protein of 597 amino acids. The transcript is spliced from 4 exons. Gene Ontology annotation, cellular component: synapse; plasma membrane; dendrite. Lineage: Eukaryota; Metazoa; Arthropoda; Insecta; Lepidoptera; Nymphalidae.